Molecule: messenger RNA, 1240 nt
Organism: Carica papaya (papaya)
Lineage: Eukaryota; Viridiplantae; Streptophyta; Magnoliopsida; Brassicales; Caricaceae
Product: B-cell receptor-associated protein 31-like protein
Biological process (GO): endoplasmic reticulum to Golgi vesicle-mediated transport; intracellular protein transport
Cellular component (GO): endoplasmic reticulum; endoplasmic reticulum membrane
Source: RefSeq, a predicted model, not a curated record
AUUAUGAAACAAACUCGCAUUUUCCUCUUCUUUUCUUCAUUUCCUCUUUCGCUUCUCUGAACUUUCCGUCUCUGCGAUCAUCGCCCGUUACUCCGAAGAACCUUCAAAAAGAGUAUUAGCUUAUACCCGCAUUGGGCGUUCAAUCACCGCCUCUCGAUUCGUUGACUUUGUUGAAGAAAUCAGUUUGAAUCUUUCAUCUGUUUGCGAACAGAAAGAGAGGAAGAAGAAAAAGAUGCAACAGUUAUUGUUUUCGGUGAUAUUCUCGGAGAUGGCGGUGAUUAUGGUGUUAUCAUUCAAGACUCCAUUUAGAAAACUGGUGAUCAUGAGCCUGGAUCGCGUGAAGCGUGGUCGAGGCCCGGUUAUGGUGAAGACGGUGGCGGGAACCGUGUCUGUGGUACUCGCAUCAAGUAUCUACAGCAUGAUGAAGAUCAAGAAACGGUGGAUCGAUGAAGGUGCGAUGAAUCCGACGGACCAGGUUCUCAUGGCCAAGCAUCUUCUUGAAUCAACUCUCAUGGGUUCUGCCCUAUUCCUUGCACUGAUGAUAGAUAGACUGCACCAUUAUAUGAGGGAACUGCGCAUAAGGAGGAAGAGCAUGGAAGCUGUAAAGAAGCAAGGGCGAGGUUUUGAGGAUGGGAAGCUUGGAUUGUCGGAGGACGUCAAGGUCUUGGAAGAAGAAAUUAGCACAUUGUGUGCACAGUUUAAGGAGCUGGAAUCUAAACUUGAGGCUAAGACAAAAGAGGCAGCUACUGCAGAAGCCAGUGCAGUUGCACUAAGGAAGCAGUCAGAAGGUUUCCUUCUCGAGUAUGAUCGUUUGCUCGAGGAGAACCAAAACCUACGGAAUCAGCUGCAGUCAUUGGACUGGAGAUCCUCACACUCAGUCAGCAAGAAGAAUACUUGAGGAAAUAACUGCUUCUCGCAAGAACAAUUUUCAGUUUCCCUUCAAUUCAACUUGUCUUUAUCCAGGAGCUGCACUUUUCCUGCUUCCAGUGUCAAUCAUGCUGUUCUCUAUGCAAUUUUGUAAAAGUGAAAAAGAGUAAUGCCAAAUAGAGAAAAAAAAAAAAGGGAAAUAGGAUUGUACUUUUGUGUGUUGAUAUUCUUAAGGGCUUUAAAUGCUGAGUGGAGGGGAACAAUUUUCCAUGUUGCUGCUGCUUUUUGUUCUUAUUCUUCUGAAUGUAAAAAUUAACUGGCAGAUUGCAGAAAGCAAUGGAGAAAAUAUAAAGAAGAUGGUAUUUGGGUUGAA